Diabrotica balteata is the source of this 2486-nucleotide messenger RNA. The record is from the annotation of a GenBank genome assembly. Lineage: Eukaryota; Metazoa; Arthropoda; Insecta; Coleoptera; Chrysomelidae.
ACAGUUCAGUUUGUAUUUGUUAUUAAAGUUUAGAUAUUGUGUGUAUGUUGUACAAUUUAAUUCUAAAAGAAUUAUUAGAUUAUUUAGCAAUAUACUGUGCCCGUAGCAUCACCGAAUUUUCUCGUUUACAGAAUGUCUCACCUAUUUAGUUAAGAAAUAAAUUCAUAGGCAUUUAUUCUGUUAGUUUUUUACCAUUCACUUCAGUCUAAACAAGAAUAGCAGAAAUUAAAUAUGGAAGAAGAUUACGAUGAUAGGCCUUGGGAUGGUGGUGAUCGACACGAUGAUUCUGAUGCUGGAGAUGAACCGGAAAAUCCAGAACAAGUUCUGGCAGAAUGUGCAGAGAAAUUCUCAACCCCAGAUUAUAUUAUGGAACCAGGUAUUUUUUCACAGUUAAAGCGUUAUUUUCAGUCUGGAGGAAAUCCAUUACAAGUCAUUGAAGAAUUAUCACAAAACUAUACGGCUGUGGCACAAAUGGCAAAUUUAAUAGCAGAAUGGCUUAUAAUUGGGGGAGUGAAAGUAACAGAUGUUCAAGCUAUGGUAGAAAACCAUUUGAAAGAAAUGAUUUUAAAAACUUUUGACCCUAAGAAGGCAGACACUAUAUUUACAGAAGAAGGAGAAACACCUGCUUGGUUAACACAAUUAAUAGAACACCCUACAUGGAGAUCUUUGAUUUAUAGAUUGGCAGAAGAAUAUCCAGAUUGUCUUAUGUUAAAUUUUACAAUUAAAGAACCAAAGUCUUCCAUCGAUGUCUUUGGUUUUCCUUGUGAUUAUUGCAAGUUGGUAUUGUGUAGAAAUUGUUCCAAUGUAAGUGUCACAGAAAUCAGAGCAAUAGUGAUGCCAAGUAGAAUAAUACCAUAUGUUUGCAUGGAUUGUACUCCCAAAAUUAAGAAUUUGAUUGGGCUCUCAGAACGAGUAGAUGUUUUGGAGAGCGAAGUUGCAUACUUACAGGACACUACUAAGCAGGCCAUGGACAUGAUAGAAGAAAUAAAGUCCCAUCGAAGGGAACUGGACUCUUUAAAUGGUUCUUUUCAGCUUAUUUCCGAUGCAGGUUUUCAAGGAGAAAUAACCAGCAUUUCGACAGCUGCUCAACAACUGGAAGUAUUUUCAAGAGUUCUUAAAACAUCCAUCACAAGUUUUCUUAGCAAUCCAGAAGAAUGGCAAAAUACUAGCAAAGAAUGUGCUAAAAUGGUGUGUCAUGGACAACAUACAUAUGUAUAUAGCCAAGUGAUUAUUCAUAUUUUGGCUCGUGAGUCAAAGGGAGGAAGUAGCAUGAAAAGAUUGUCACAAGAGAUUACUAAAUGUGCUCAAAAGAAUGGAAAUGAUGUUACUCCGAUUACAAUGGCAUUAAAUGGAGCAUCUGGUUACCCUACUGCCUGUCAAGCGCUGACUUCGAUGUUGUCUAAGAAUACAUUGAAUCCAGCAGAUAUAACAGUUUUAUAUAGAAAUUAUAGCGGUCCGGAUCCACCACCUAUUGAUCUCGUCAGGACACCACAAUUUUUAGAGCUUCUGAUUGAUUCUCUCUUCAAGCCAGGUGUUAAAUUAAACCCCGACUAUAAGCCAAAGUAUAUUCACUUGUUAGCUUAUGCAUCAAGUGUGUCAGAAGUUCAACCGAAGAAAGGACAAAAGAGGAUCUCAAAUAAAGAUGAAUUGCAACCUACAAUUCGAGCUGUAGAAACUGUACAUAGUAUCUGCAAUGGUAAUAAAGGAAGUUCAGAACUGAUAGCCGAACUGUCUAUUAUUUACCAAUCAUUAAAAUUUCCUGUUGUAUCAAUAGGAAUCAUUCGAUGGGUUGAAUGUACAGUAACGGAACCUAGCUAUUUUAAAUUGUCCACAGAACACACUCCGAUUCAUCUUGCUUUACUAGAUGAAGUCGUAACUUUACAUCCUCUAUUGCACAAUCAAGUGCUGAAUCUCCUGAUUACACUAUUUGAGUCCAAACAGGAUGAAUUAGAAAUUUUAGUUCAGCUUGAGAUGAGAAAAAUGGUAUUGGACAGAAUGGUAAAUCUUCUUUGUUCAGGAUGUGUUGUGCCAGUAGUGAAAUAUAUUAAACAGUGUUGGCAGCGAGGUGAUACAGAUAUUUCGUUGAUAAGAUAUUUUGUUACCGAAGUGUUAGAAACAAUUGGACCCCCAUACAGUUCGGAGUUUGUUCAUUUAUUCAUGCCUAUGGUAGAAAAUGAUGAAAUUACUGGCACUAUGAGAGGAGAUGGUGAAAAUGAUCCAGUAUCUGAGUUUAUAGUUUAUUGUAAAGCAAAUUACACAACAGUUAUUUAGCAGUUACAAGAAGAAAGGCUGAGGACGAAGAAAGAAAAAUACUUUGGUUUUGUAGUGAACAAAAUAUGAACAUAACAUGUUUUUAGGGCGGUUGUUAAGAACAGGAGUUUAUUUUUAUUGGUACCAACAGAAGUUGGUAAAGUGUAAAUAUUUUCUACUGAAAUAUGUAUUUUGUAUGUAAAAUUAUUUUCAAAAAUAUAAGUAAUCUUGGUAAA